AUGGGACCUAUGUUUCCCCUGUUCGCCGCUGAAUUCCACCUCAACGACACGCAGCUGAGUUUGUUGACUGGAGCUUGUGUUCUCGCUCUUGGCUUUGCAAAUUUUAUCAUCGUUCCCUGCUCGAAUACCUUUGGACGACGCUUGACAAGUCUCAUCUUUUGCUUGCUCGGCAUUACUUCGUGUAUAUGGCAAGCUUUGGCUACCUCAUAUACCAGCAUGCUCGCUGCCCGUGUUAUAAAUGGGAUUGCUACGGCUACCAGUGAGACACUCUUGGUACAAGUUGUGGCAGAUAUGCUCUUUCUCCAUGAGAGGGGUCUUUGGACUGGUGUUUACUUCAUGGGCUACUUCCUCGGUCUUUUCAUUGGCCCUGUCAUCUCCGGUAAUGUUGCGCAAAGAUACGGCUGGCGUAGCUUCUUCUGGCUCUCUCUAGCGCUGACUUGCUUCAACUUCAUCACUCUCUUGAUCUGUUUCCCUGAAACCCGUUUUCGCAGGGACUCAACCUCAGAGUUCUCGAAGCACAGAGCAACUAGGUCCUCCGGCCAAAGCAUCAAACAACGGGACGCAGAGGUAGAAUCUGAACAACUCGAGAACAUCGAGCGAGCCAUUACCGUUGGCACUGGCCGGCCCUCUAAGUCCCAGUUUAAAUUGUGGCAAGCCCCGGAAGCGGCAUGGAAAGCAAUUCUUCUACGGGAUAUUAUCACGCCAUUCCGCCUGUUUUUCUUUCCUAUUAUCCUCUGGGCGGGGCUGAACGUCGCCGGACCAGCAAAUAUCCUCCUUUUCUGGAACCUUACGGAAUCUUCUGUCCUCAGCGCACCCCCAUAUAAUUUCUCGCCAUCUAGUGUGGGAUAUGCGAAUUUCGCAUUUGUCGUUGGCGGCUUGAUUGGACUUGCUACCGCGGGCCCGCUCUCGGAUUGGGUUGCUGUGCGCGCUACAAAGCGCAAUAAUGGCAUUCGAGAAGCAGAGAUGCGGUUGCCAGCUCUUAUUCCCUAUCUCUUUAUUACCGUUGUUGGUAUUGUGGUUGGUGGCGUGGGCUAUGAUCGGCUUUGGGAUUGGCCUGUGGUCCUGGUUGUUGGGUAUGGCUUCAGCGGGGUUUGCGUGACCGCCGUUCCUACAAUCGCCAUUGCCUAUGCUGUUGAUUGCUACAAACCCAUUUCUGGGGAGAUCAUGGUUGUUGCAACUGUGGUCAAGAAUACUUGUGGUUUUGUGAUGAGCUAUUGGGUUAUGCCUAUGGCAGCGCGAAGGGGCUUUUUGGCGCCUGCCAUGGUUGAGUUCGCGCUGACGAUAGGGCCGAUGGUCCUGGGACUUCCGAUCUAUUUCCUUGGAAAGCGUCUGCGCAGGUUGACGAGAAAUUCGACUGUGUACGCGUAUGGAAAUUGA
This is a messenger RNA of Penicillium concentricum, 1377 nucleotides long. RefSeq lists its product as uncharacterized. The record is from RefSeq and is a predicted model, not a curated record. Bases 1 to 1377 code for a protein of 458 amino acids. The transcript is spliced from 3 exons. Gene Ontology annotation, biological process: transmembrane transport. Lineage: Eukaryota; Fungi; Ascomycota; Eurotiomycetes; Eurotiales; Aspergillaceae. Gene Ontology annotation, molecular function: transmembrane transporter activity.